Molecule: messenger RNA, 1991 nt
Organism: Nothobranchius furzeri (turquoise killifish)
Lineage: Eukaryota; Metazoa; Chordata; Actinopteri; Cyprinodontiformes; Nothobranchiidae
Gene: fam210ab
Product: family with sequence similarity 210 member Ab
Cellular component (GO): mitochondrion
Source: RefSeq, a predicted model, not a curated record
ACGCUGACUUAGCUAGUCACAGCUAGCGGAGCUUAGCAGAGCUAGCUUAGCUAAUGUCAGGCGUCAAAAGGCGACGUUGGCAGCUCAGAGUGAACUAACUGUGAGCUAAGCGACAUAACCGAACCAGAAUAAACCGCCCUGUGAUAAGGACCUUUUAUCUGCCGGGAAACACCCGGGGUUUGGGUGCUUCACCCCUUGUCCCCUAGCCACAUGAGCCCAAUGUCCGCUAGCCUGACACAUGGCUGUAUAGAGAGCUCCACGACUGUAUCUUUCUGCGUCCUGAUAACUUUAGUUGUUCCACUGGCCUUUUUAUUUUGGAGGAACCAGUAAGGACUUCCGGUCUCGACAGGCUGAUCGGUUUGUGGUUGAGCAUCACAGCAGCGCCACGGAGGAGGGAAGAUGAUAAUCCGGCGCGUCCUGACUCACGGAACGUUGUGGCGAGUGGCGGCGGUGCGCCCGCUGGUUGCUGCCGCCCCUGAGCGUGCUGCAAUGUUACGGUGCUGUCUGCUCCACCCGUCGCCUCCGCCGCUGCAGCCUGUUGGUCUGCGAUGGCUCUCAGCAUCUGCCUGCAGCAAAGCAGCUCAUCAACCAAAGCACCACCCCUCCCAGGAAGGUCCAGAGUCCAGCUCCACACCUCCAUCACAGGAAGGAGACCCUGAGCCUGUGGAGGUGGACCCGCUGCAGGACAAGUCCAUCGGUCUUUACCAGAGGUUCAAGAAGACCUUCAAACAGUACGGGAAGGUGUUGAUCCCGGUGCACCUGGCGACGUCCUCCGUCUGGUUUGGUACCUUCUACUAUGCUGCUAUGAAAGGUGUGAAUGUGGUGCCGUUCCUGGAGAUGAUUGGUCUACCAGAGUCAGUAGUUGGCCUUUUGAGAAACUCGUCGAGUGGAUAUGCUCUGACUGCAUACGCCAUGUACAAGAUUGCUACUCCAGCCCGGUACGCCGUGACUCUUGGGGGGACGUCACUGUCUGUCCAGUACCUGCGUAAGCACGGCUAUCUGUCCACACCGCCGCCAGUCAAAGAGUACUUCCAGGACAAAAUGGAGGAGACGAAGGAGAAACUGACCGAAAAGAUGGAGGAGACGAGGGACAGGUUCACAGAGAAGAUGGAGGAGACAAAAGAGCGCAUCUCUGAGAAAAUGGAAGAGACGAAGGACAAGCUCUCUGGGAAACUGCAGGAAACCAAAGACAGAGUCUCUGAGGGAAAAGCUUUUUUUAGGAAAAAAGAAUGAUUGGCAGCUUCCAGGUUACAGCCUGGUUCUGUUUGGGUCCGGCCAUGGAGGGGGGAGUGAGACGUUGCUCUGUCCCUGUCUUGUCCGUUUACACCUGGUGUCUUUUUAAUAACUGAUCCCGGAUUCUUUGAUCUCUCCCACAAUGCACUGCACACGUAGACCAGGCAGCAGCUUGUCAGACCGCGGGUGUCACCACGGCGCCGACUGAACCGUUGUUGGAGAUGCGCUGAUUCUGCUCGCUGCAGAGCGACGCCGGCCGCAGGCACAUCGGCACUCAUCCUUGUUAUCCACGCCGUCGUCCAUUAAAGCCCGUCUGAAGGCUGGAGCUUUCACUUGUGUCCUUUAUCGUGUCAUCCCGCAAAACCACGUUUCCCUGGUAACCAAAGCAGAUCCACCACUGGGGGAAAUCAGAGGAUCAGCACGGGAUGGUUUGUUUACACACAGUCUGAUCAGCCACUGUAUCCACCGUGUCAGAAACAUGUCCCCGAGUCACACACGGGUCGGGUUGGGUCUGCAAUCACAUGACCAAGGGGUCACACUCUGGACACCUCUGCCCUUGUAGCGAUGGGAGCCAGGGUUCUGUUCUGUUGUUUAUGUGAAGUUCAUGAGAACGUGAUAAAUGUUAACCUGGGUUCUGCUGGGCCGUGUGUGAGCAGCAGCUGUAAACACACCGUAGGAACUUUAGGAUGUGUGGUUUUACUUUGGUAGUCAGAACUUCCCACUAAUCUGAGUAAAACACUGAAUAAAAACUGAUCGUA